UUGAUUGGAUUUCUAUCCUCUUCUAACGCGAACGUUAAAGUGAGAUAAAAAACUCCGAUAGCUACUUGCCCUUCUGCCAAUGUAACGUUAAAGACGUAUUGAUUAGAAAUUAAUUAACGUUCAUAUUAAUUCGCUUGCCAAAAAUCGAAUAGACAAUUAAGUGUUGGUCCAAGAAAUAAAAUGUAUUAGAUUUGUUUGUGUUUUGUUGUUGUAAAUAGUAAAGUGUCAAAAUGAGAAAUGAAAGUGACAAAUCGAACGAGUGGGAGAACGAAAAACUGAACCCGAACGGAUGGCUCAGCUCUCGUCCCAGUCAGCAGUUCAACGUCAUCAGACGGGUCUACCAGCAAGAUGCGCUCAACAAGGACGCCGAUUACCAAGUUCCUGAUAGACCACUGGGUCACCGCUGCAAAAAACUGGUCAACAGUUGCGGCAUCGGUGAAUGCCUCCUCAAUUCAGUGCCGCUGAUCAGAUGGCUGCCGAAAUACAAAACUAAAGAGUAUCUCGUUGGGGAUUUGGUCGCUGGAGCUACCACCGCUGUUAUGCACAUACCUCAAGGUAUGGCGUACGCGUUGCUAUCAGAAGUACCACCGAUAGUUGGAUUGUACAUGGCAUUUUUCCCGGUGCUAAUCUACGUUAUAUUCGGUACCUCCCCUCACAUUUCCAUGGGAACAUUCGCGGUCGCUUGCUUGAUGGCUGGAAAGGUUGUGACACAGCACGCUACCGUUCUAGACGUGACCCAUGGGAACAGCACGAAUGGUAGUACAGCGCCUGAAACUGGUAUAGAAUACACACCCAUACAAGUUGUAAGCGUCGUUUGCCUCUGCGUUGGCAUGUAUCAAAUCGUGAUGUGGAUGUUUCGUCUCGGUGCAGUAUCCACUUUGCUGUCAGAUUCCUUGGUGUCAGGAUUCACGACUGCCGCCUCAUUCCAAGUCGUCGCCUCUCAGCUGAAGGACCUGUUUGGGGUCAAGAUAGGGAAGACGUCCGGGAACUAUAAAGUCGUCUUUACAAUAGUCGAGGUGGUGAAAAAUCUUCCGAACCUGAACUGGGCUGCGUUCGUGAUAUCGCUCAUCACUUGUGUCGUCAUAGCUUUGAACAAUGAACUCCUUAAGCCGUGGGUGAGUAAGCGCAGUAGAGUGCCAGUUCCUGUAGAGCUAUUGGCCAUCGUCGUCGGCACGUUGGUCUCCAAGUUCGGGGGGCUGAAGGAGCAAUUCGGCAUCAGUUUGGUCGGACAUAUACCGACCGGCCUUCCGGUGCCGCAAGUACCCGCCGUCGAGCUGAUCCCGCAAGCGGGCAGCAAGACGGGAGUGACGUCAGUCGUGAGUGCGUCCCUCAUCCUCUGCGUGCUGCUGUGGAUCGGACCAUUCUUCGAGGACCUCCCUCGGUGCGUGCUGGCCGGCAUAAUCGUGGUCUCGCUCAAGGGAAUGUUCAUGCAGAUGAAGGAGCUUACGAAAUUCUGGGGUCUCAGUAAGCUGGACGCCAUGGUGUGGCUGAUCACUUUCCUGGUGACGCUAAUCGUGAACAUCGAUAUCGGUCUCGGUGCGGGUCUGCUGGCCAGCGUGGGCGCCUUGUUCUGCCGCUCCCAGAAACCCUACACCUGUCUCCUGGGCAGAGUUCUGGACACCGAUCUGUACCUUGACACGAAGAGAUACAGGGCCGCAGAAGAGCUGCCGGGCAUCAAGAUAUUCCACUACUGCGGUGGCUUGAACUUCGCCAGCAAGAACCUGUUCCGGUCGACGCUAUUCCGGAAGAUCGGCUACAUGAAGCCGGCGGUCGUGACGCACGACGAGGACAACAACCUCACCAAGAGCGAAUCCUACGAAUGGGAUCCCAGUAUCAGUCACAAGGUACAAUGUGUGAUAAUAGACGCAACCGCUUUGUCGUACGUUGACGCUCCCGGGAUCAAGAGUUUGAUAGCAGUUCAGAGAGAACUAGUUAGCAGCAAUAUUACGGUGCUAUUGGCGGGAGCUAACGGGCCCGUGCUGGAAAUGAUCGAGAGAUACAACAAUUUGGAGGCCGAGAGACUUCAGUUGGACACGUUCCCGACCGUGCACGACGCGGUCGUUUACUACAACGUAUCGGAGGCAAGAAAGCACGACGUACCCGUCACGAUAGCGCCGUGACACCAAACAAACUAGAGCUAAUAAAAAAAGUUUAAUUAUUUAGUAACGGCACGGAGACUUGUCGAUUGGUUGAACUGUUUUUUUUACUGGUGGUAGGACGUCUUGUGAGUCCGCACGGGUAGGUACCACCGCUCUGCCUGUUUGUGCCGGGAAGCAGUAAUGCGUUUCGGU
Molecule: messenger RNA, 2291 nt
Organism: Bombyx mandarina (wild silkworm)
Lineage: Eukaryota; Metazoa; Arthropoda; Insecta; Lepidoptera; Bombycidae
Gene: Prestin
Product: solute carrier family 26 member prestin
Biological process (GO): transmembrane transport
Cellular component (GO): membrane
Source: RefSeq, a predicted model, not a curated record